AUGCCGUCCAAUUCCUCCACUGGGCCUGGACCCGCCAGCGCUGCUAACUCAGGUCAUGCUUCGUACGCGACAGCUGCAGCCUCGGAUCCUGUUUCGCGCCAAGGACAAGACGCCGACUCUGCUUCUGCUCUGCCCAAAAAGAAGAAGAAGACGCAUCGUGGUGGAAAGAAGAGGCGCAAUCGUCGCCCAUCCUUUGCCGCAGGAGCCGAUCUGCCACAGGCUGACUCAAUGGAUGAGCGUCCCACCCUCGCCAACGCCGCCAGCCACGGCCAGUCACGAGGGAGCAGCAGCUUCUACCGCACCCACAGCAAUCUCAGCAACACCAGCCUCGAGAGUGAAGCCCUGCUGGACCACCGCGAACAGCCCACCAUCCGGACGCGUCGUCCAAGCGUGCCUGUGACGUCCAUGUACCCGCCUCGGGGGAGCCAGCCCACCCCCAACCCUCAACGCCUGCAGCCCUCGAAACCAGCAAACUCGUACGGAAGGUCGCGCCUCUCACAUACCCCCGACCUGCUUCACCACAGCGAUGCCGCCGACGACGACGAAGACGACGACACCAACGACAGGACCCCCUUGAUGAGCUCCUCUGUUCGUGACAUCAGGUCAGGCACAAGCUAUGGCUCAAACGGCGGUAAUGCACGUAGCAGGAGCGGCACGUCCUUGUCUGCUCCCAAGCACAUGACGAUGCCUGAACACCGACCCGACCUCUUCACCCAGCACCAUCACUCUGCCACAAACCUCAACGACUACGAUGUUAACAACCCCCCGUCCGUGCCCACCAGCCCGACCUUUGAACCCCACUCCGGACUGGACGAUGUCAUGAUCCCAACAGAUCUCGACCACAUGUCCGAUCCCGGCCGACCCAGCAGCAGAAGUCGCGAUGCAUUGAUCAACAUUGACGGGGACGAACAUGGAGGCUCGCCUCCCUCUGCUGGCGACUUGAGACGUCGUAUGACCACAACGGCACUUGAAGAUGUCUGUUUCCCACACGAGGCCAUGUCUGAAAUAGGACACGAGGAUUAUAUGAACGCGCCGACGACUGGUGAGCCUACGAGCCGACGGAGACGCCGCCGCUGGCCUGAUCUCGACGUACUACAGGCAUGGGCAAACCAGGAGAAGGAGCAGCGGACCAUGGACGGCAUGCGCAUGCGCAAGGUUAGCGAACCGCUCAUGGUCGAAGGCCGUCUGCGUCCCAGACGGCGCGUCUGGCACCGUGAGGCGAGCGAUGCACCCUAUCGAUUUACUUAUUUUAACGAAACCUUUGACAAUACCAUUCAUAGUCAAAGCAUCAGCGAACUGCUGCAGCCCGGUCAAAGUUUCAGGAAUCUGUUUGUCCCGGAUCCCCCAAUUAUCGAAGACACUAGCGAUAGCUCUGAUACGGAGGAUGAUAUGCUACACUCGGGUACCAAUGGACAUAAUUCGCGAUCGGCUUCCAAAGUGGACGGCAAGCACUCGUCUGGAGAGCAGACACGCUCCACGACGCCGCGUCCAGCAGAAACACCAAAGGCUGAGGACGAGAAACCGAAGCGCUACGGCCCACGACCUGCGUGGUGGCUGGAUGUCAUGUCGCCCACGGAGACGGAGAUGAAGGUCAUUUCCAAGACGUUUGGCAUUCACCCCUUGACAUCCGAGGACAUCUUGAUGCAGGAACAACGCGAAAAGGUCGAACUCUUCAAGCACUACUACUUCAUCAACUAUCGAACGUUUGAGCAGGAUGAGAACAGUGAAGACUAUCUGGAUCCCGUCAACCUGUACGUUGUUGUGUUCCGGGAAGGUGUAAUAAGCUUCCACUUUUCCUUGACACCGCACCCUGCAAACGUUCGUCGCCGCAUCCGCCAAUUGUCAGACUACCUGGUUCUGUCGCCUGAUUGGAUUUCGUAUGCCAUAAUUGACGAUGUGACGGACGCGUAUGCACCCAUGAUCCAGAAGAUUGAGGAAGAAGUCGACGACAUUGACGAAGCCAUUCUGCGUCUUCACUCGAGCGAUGAAGAACAAGAGGCGGAGAAGGAAAAGAAUCACAGCUACAACAACCCGCACUACAAGGAUCCGCCUGAGGUCAAGUCCCAGCAGGACACGGGCCGAGACAUGCUGCGUCGGGUAGGCGAGUGCCGAAAGAAGGUUAUGAGCCUGUACCGGCUGUUGGGCAACAAGGCCGAUGUCAUCAAGGGAUUUGCAAAGAGAUGCAACGAGCAGUGGGACAUUGCACCUCGCAACGAAAUCGGCAUGUAUCUUGGAGAUAUUCAAGAUCACAUUGUUACCAUGACUGGCAACUUGAGCCACUAUGAAAAUCUUCUUUCUCGCGCGCAUAGCAACUACCUGGCGCAGAUCAACAUCCGGAUGAAUGAGCGACAAGAAAAGACGUCUGACAUUCUGGGCAAGCUAACGGUGUUGGGUACUAUUGUGCUGCCCAUGAAUGUUGUGACGGGUAUCUGGGGCAUGAACUGCCUUGUGCCCGGACAAGAUAUUCAAAACCUCAACUGGUUCUGGUCCAUUACUGGGGGCCUUAUUACGUUUGGUCUGGCUUGCUACUUUAUUGCAAAGCGGGUUUACGGCAUUGUUUAA
Molecule: messenger RNA, 2562 nt
Organism: Bipolaris victoriae FI3
Lineage: Eukaryota; Fungi; Ascomycota; Dothideomycetes; Pleosporales; Pleosporaceae
Exons: 3
Coding region: 1-2562 (853 amino acids)
Biological process (GO): intracellular magnesium ion homeostasis; magnesium ion transmembrane transport
Cellular component (GO): plasma membrane
Molecular function (GO): magnesium ion transmembrane transporter activity
Source: RefSeq, a predicted model, not a curated record